Psylliodes chrysocephalus is the source of this 1218-nucleotide messenger RNA. Lineage: Eukaryota; Metazoa; Arthropoda; Insecta; Coleoptera; Chrysomelidae. The record is from the annotation of a GenBank genome assembly.
AUGGCGGAGGAAGUCAUAGAACUUCUUCAGUCGUGGAAUAUUCCGGAUGAGGUAAUAAAUAAGUUUUCAGAAUGCUAUCACAAUUCAAAUACAAAUUAUUUUGUUUGUCCUAUACCGAGCUGUAGCAGGAUUUACCAUCGAAAAAAUUCUUUAAAACAACAUAUGAAUACUAUUCACCAAGCUAAUUUUUGCCAUGAUAAUCUGGCCAAAAAUACUGACGAUGAGAACAUCAUCAAUGAAAGUUAUUCGACCAGUGAUACUCAUAUUGAAGAUAACAUUUUAUGUGAAUCUGUUGCCGUUACUGAAGGUGUGCCAAGAUCAGUCAUUCAAACUCUAAUAGAAUCCGUUUCAGCUUUUAUGUCUUCUGGAUUAAUUGAUAAAAUUUUAGAGUCCCUUUUAGAUUUUUUUCCGUGUCACACGAAAUCUACUUCCUUCGAAUAUAUAAAGUCUAUGCUAAAAUUGAUGGAAAAUCCAUUUUCUUCACUAGAUACGGAAUACAAACGCUUUAAACAUUUUCAAAAAUCUGAUAAAUUAUUUAUGCCUCAAGAAAUUUUUCUCGGUGUUUCAGAAGAUCAGCAAUUAAAAAAAGAGUAUUCGGAAAAUAAUGUUCUUCGAAAUAUAAUUCAUGGAAGUAAUUGGUCUUCAAAAUUUCAUAGUGAGAUUUUGCCGUUAGUGUUGUACUACGAUGAUUUUGAAAGAGGAAAUCCUCUUGGAAGCCAUGCAGGAAAUUACAAAAUUAGUGAUAUAUAUUUUUUCAUUGCAACGUUACCUCCUGACCACUUAAGCAAAUUAGAAAAUAUAUUUGUAACUUUCUUGGUACAUUCCAUCGACAAAAUAAAAUUUGGUAACUCCGUGUUUCAAGUAAUUGUUAAUGAGCUAUCUCUACUAGAAACUGAAGGAAUUAAUAUCAGAGUAAAUGGUACAUUAGUUAAUGUCAAGUUUGCGUUGGCCGCAAUAUCUGGUGAUAAUUUAGGAGUUCAUGGAAUACUCGGGCUAUUUGAAAGUUUCUCAGCAACACAUUUUUGUCGAUUUUGUACUAUUCCUAAAGAAGAAACGGUGACAGUAACUCAUGAAUUACAGGAUUAUUUACGAAAAGUGUCCGACUACGCUGAUCAUUUAAAUCGCAAACUAGGUGUUAAAGAGCAAUGCAUCUGGAACUCGCUACCUAAUUUUCAUUUGUAUAAAAAUUCUACCUGCGAUGUGAGUAUUUUACAUUAG